This is a messenger RNA of Girardinichthys multiradiatus, 2135 nucleotides long. It is a transcript of the gene inka1b, whose product is annotated as inka box actin regulator 1b. The transcript has 3 exons. The record is from RefSeq and is a predicted model, not a curated record. NCBI's taxonomy places the organism in Eukaryota, Metazoa, Chordata, Actinopteri, Cyprinodontiformes, Goodeidae. Gene Ontology annotation, molecular function: protein serine/threonine kinase inhibitor activity; protein kinase binding. Gene Ontology annotation, cellular component: nucleus. The coding region runs from base 176 to 1108 and encodes 310 amino acids.
UGAGCCGACAGACCUUCAUCAGUCUCAGAGGAGAGAGUAGAUGGUGGGAGAGACAUCUUCGGUGGGAAUCGGCUUGCAUGUGUUCGGACGUUUAUUGCCCUUGAAUUAAGUUUAAGAGGACAUAACUGGGGUUUAAAACGUCACCAAUUUUAUUUUUUGUUUUUGUUUACAACAGAUGCUGUGCUUGGGAAACUCCACCAACUGCCUCCAGGAUCAAAUGCAGUCGAUGAUGAGGUCCUUGCAGGACCUGAAGCAGAUAAGCAGGCCAAGGCCACUGAGUGAGCCGAGUAGCCAGUCUUUUGCUGUCACAAGGCUCUGCAAACAAAGAUUGCAGCAGGAGCGACUCACCCGACUUCGUGCGUCCGACGCCAGCGAUGCCAGCACCUAUGACUCUGCCUGCUGCCUAGCCAACCCGCUGGAGGAGGAGGAAGAGCAGCAGGAGCCCUCUCGGCUGGCGCAGGGUUCCCCUGGCAGUGAGAAAAGUGUGGAUUUAGACUCUGGUUUCUCUGAGGCUUCUUGGCAUGAUGAAGGUGUGGUGCUGAGAAGGACCAGAAACGUGCGCGUCUCCAACUCCGCCUGCGUCCGAACAAACAGAGGAACCUCCAGCCGUGCCCGGCCGAAGUCAACAUCUGACAUCUGCCUGGAGCGCUGGACAUCUUUUGAAGCGAGUGAUUCAGAGGACUGGACCACAUCUCUGCUGAGCCGCAGCAGGAACAGACAACCCCUGGUUCUGGGGGACAACAGCUUUGCUGACCUCAUUAAGAACUGGAUGGACCUACCUGAUUUACCAGAACCAGCUGAACUAAAGCCCAGCUCGGGCCGACGUCUUGCAAAAGACAUUUUUGGCAACAUGCGGCGGAGGUUGGCAGGGAUGUCCAAAGGCGUGGAGCUGCGGCCAAAGCCAGCAGCCUCCAUACGGUUAAGAAGAGCUGCGGAGGCUCCCCAGAGGAUGUCCUGUCCUGUGGGAUUUGAGCCUCUCAAACCUUUCUUCCAUCAGUCUCACACAGGGCUGCAUCAGCUGGACACUGAUUUCUACAGGUUUUCUGCACUCAUGAAGACGGGCAGCCGGCAGCCCAUCAUAUGCAACGACAUCAUUGGAUACAUUUGAAUGUGAUGCCUCAUCCAAACAGAUCAAAUUUAAAUAAGACUUAUGCGCUAAAGUGUAAUAAAUAAAAGUUGUUUUUUUUAUUUAUUGAACAAUUUGCUCGCUUUCUGACGCAACUAAGAAAACUUUUUUAUGGGAGAAUAAACAAAACAGUUCUGCCAUAAAGUAUACAUAGACAAUAUGUUCCUUAUAGAGACUUUUAUGACCUUUUAUUUACACAUCACAUCUUUGCUUUGUUACACAGUGCAGAUACUUCAGUAUGUACUGUAGGUAGGAUGAGUUACAGUAAUAACCACGGCAAUAAUCCACGUGCAAUCCUUAUAAUUUGACCAAGCAGUAAAGCGGUGCAUUUUUUGACAAAAAUGUCUACAUAUUAAUUGGAAAGUGUGGAGUGAAACACAUUGUGGGGUUGUGCUUAAGGGCAGGACAAACAUAAGCCAUCUGAGGACAGACGGAGGCCUUGUAGAUGACUGCAGGAGGCCGGGAGGGUAGUGUGUCCUUAGCAGUGGGUCAGCUUACCCCUUUGCCAGCUGUUACAGUCUACACAAAAAAUAUACGCCACUACAUACAGAAGUGUCGCCGGAUUUCAGCAUAGCGUUACAUAUCUGCUGUUUUUGCCUAUUUUCAAUAACUGUGUCUAUGAUCUGUAUUUGAGGCAGCUGUAUAUCAGAUAAUGACCCCUGAUCAAACCAAAAACAACUAUGAGUGACCUCCAGGUAACAUUCACUAGAGUCACAAAACCACAUUUCCCUACAGUAGACCAGUUGAUUUUGAAUUGCCAAAGAAAUCAAACUAAAAGUAAAAACAAGACAAAUGUCAUAAAUCUUAUAUCACAUAAAAACAGUAGUCACAAAUAGAUGAAAACAAUGUUUCGGUAGCUGUAGGUGUCCAGAAUUACUUGAUAAAACACCUUACAUGAAUGCAUAGGAAAUGGUACAAUUCUGAUAAAAUCAGCAAAGAAACAGUAGUCCACAAAAACAACAGCAAAAAUUGAGUUUUAUCACAUAAUAAAAGGAAAGAAUAACACCAA